AUGGAACUAUCAUUUCAUUAUUUGUCAGAGAACCAGCUCAUUUGUGUGUUACAGCCUGGCCCGCAACCUGGUCUACAGCCUGUUCAGGGUCUGCAAGGAGAGUAUGGGAGUCAACAGAAUAAUCGGCUUCAGAAUAGAAAUUAUGGACAGGGUAGUAGGCGAAACUCAGGAUUUGGGGCGGCUAGGAUUCUGACACCACCAACUUCUAGAUCAAAUCUGGUGCCAUCUUUUCAGCAGCAAAAUAUUGGGGCUGGGAAUAACUUUAAUCAUGAUCAACAAAGUAAAGAAGACAAGCGUGGUCCACCUCCUAGGAACUUCAAUGGUCCCCCUCCAUUUGGGCAGCGAGGUCCCCCAAAGGGACCUCGAGAGCAUGGAAUGGACGGAGCUCCAACGUUUGGUCAAAGGGGCAGAGGGAACUUCAACGAGCGGGGCCCACUUCCAGGCAGUAGGGGCCCUCCCCUUAGGCCGCCGCUUGGCUCCCGAUGGGAUGGAGAUGGCCCUGGUCCUCGGGGACCUCGCUCUCGCGGCCCUCCCCCUGGUGGUCUUGGUUGGCAACCACGCCAUGGAGGCCCCCCUGGCCCUCCUAGAGGCCCGCCACGGGGUUUCAAUCCACGUAUGGGUGGGUCACCUGGGUCGAGGGGACCCUUCCCUGGGCCUCCAGGCCGGUUUAAUAGGCCACCUGGACAUAUGGGAAUGAAUAGAUUCAACAGACCUCCUGUGUGA
Molecule: messenger RNA, 723 nt
Organism: Mya arenaria
Lineage: Eukaryota; Metazoa; Mollusca; Bivalvia; Myida; Myidae
Product: basic salivary proline-rich protein 3-like
Exons: 1
Coding region: 1-723 (240 amino acids)
Source: RefSeq, a predicted model, not a curated record